GUGAUACGUGAGCCAAAAUGUGAGGAGAUAAAUAGGACUUCAUGGAACAUAAGAAGCAGCACAGCAGGCGGGGCAGGACAUGUCUUUGAUGAAUCUGUGCUGCUUUUAACAUGCUCCUGUUCUGAAUAGUGCAUAUGUAUUGGGAUCAAGAGUGUAGAAUACACAGUGUUCUGCUGCAUCAAUACAAGCGGGAUGCUGCGACGUCCAACACCGACCGACUCUGAGGCGGACGUCCUGAGGGAGCAGGAGCGUUUCCUGACCUCUGGAGUUCGCUCGGCUGCCUGUAUGGUCCGCCGUCCUGACAAAAGGAGAGGAGAGGCUGGAGACGCUGAGGGAGCGCACAGCAGUGAGAAUGAGGGAAACCAGAAGGAUGUGGUCACAAUGGAAGAUCUUCCAGACCAGCUGCCGUCUCUAACACCAGCCCCACCUAAGAAGUCCCGAUUUAAAGCCAGUCGUGUCACUUUUGAGGAUGAAGACGCCGGGGAGACACUGGACAGGCAUGAUACCCACAUCAGCGCUGUUCUCUCCAAGAUUGUGGAGAGGGACACCAGCUGUGUUCCAGUAUCUCUACCAGCGUUUACAGGCCUGGCUUUUCCCAAAGUACUGCACCGUUCGGAAACUGGCAGUCAGGUACCAUCUUCAUCAUUCAAAGGGAAGAGGAGCAUUUUUGCUCGUCAGAUUGCAGCUCAGAGACUAAAAGAAGACAAAACACUGAAACCAUCUUCAGCUGAAGCUCCUCAGAAGCCUGAACCCGUAGAACGGAUCCUCCCUGUUGACGCUGGUGAUUGUGCUAGGUUGGUGUCCGGUGACGGCCUUCAGGGCCCAGACAGUUCAGGAGAGACCCUGAGGAUCCACAGGGAGAACCAGGCGAAGCUCCAAGCAAUGUCUAAAUCUGAGAUUCUGGAGGAGCAAAAAAAGCUUUUAUCCCAGCUCGAUCCCAGACUGGUGGAGUUUAUCAGAUCACGUAAAUCUGAGAGUGCUCUGUCGCCUAGUUCCCCAUCUGAGGACACAGCAGCAGAUAGAUGCAGCACAGAAGAUCCUCCUGUUGAACGUGCAGAGAGCAGAGAGUCCCACAGUGCUGCUGUGUUGUGCCAGACUCCAGAGGAGGUGGAGAUGGAGGAGGAAAAGGAGGUGAAACCACCACCACCUUUGACUGAGGAGGAUCUCCCAGUGAAGCCCCAGAAGGAAUGGGUUCACAUGGAUACCUUGGAGCCAGAGAAGUUGGAGUGGAUCAGAGACUUGCCUUCACCCAGAAAGAAAGGAACCAAAAAGGCCAUGCAGGCUCGUUUUGAUUUCGCGGGGACCUUAAUUCCUCCCUCAGAAGAUCUGCCGACCCACUUAGGCCUGCACCACCAUGGAGAGGAGCCUGAGAGAGCUGGUUACUCCCUGCAGGAACUGUUCCUGCUGUCUCGGAGUCAGCUUAUCCAGCAAAGAAGUCUGGCUCUCAACACUCUCGCCUGCAUCCUCACAAAAGCACGAGCUGGAGAGUACCAGACAAUUCUGAGAGGCAGUGUCACAUCCAGUCUGCUUGAUGCAGGCCUGCUCUUCCUGCUCCGCUUUGCACUGGACGAUAGCAUUGAAGGAGUGAUGUCUGCUGCUGUGCAUGCACUUAAAGCGCUCCUUGUGUGCGCAGAAGAUGAAGAGUGCUUGGACUGCACCUUUUCCUGGUUUCGUGGCCUAGCGUCCUUCCCACUGCUGCCAUCCGCACAGGAGGAAGAUGAAGAGGAUGAAGGGCUGAAUGAAAGCAUGAAGGAGACAGCCAUGGAAAAAGAAGAAAGGAAGAGUGAUUAUGAUGUUGCCAGGCAGGAUGUUGUUAAGGGUCUGCUGAAGAUGAAGCUGCUUCCCAGGCUGCGCUACGUUCUCGAGGUAGUCCGACCAUCCCCUCGCGUGGUUGAGGACGUCCUGCACAUCCUGACACGUGUCGCCCGGCACUCCUCAUCAUCUGCCACCCAGGUGUUGGACUGUCCUCGUCUGAUGGAGACUGUAUCGUCUGAGUUUCUUCCCACUUCCUGGAAGUCCCCUUCAUCACUCAGUCUUCUGUCUGCUUAUGGACACCCUGUGGCCAACGCCAUGAAGCUCAUGAGGGUUUUGGCGACCUCUGGGAGACAUGCGUGUGCCAGACUGUUGAACUCACUGGGAGUCCGGGAACGCUUGUCCUGCCUCCUGAGUGCCGAGCUCAAUGAGCUGCUGAUGGACCCCAACGAGGCCCUCAGGAUCACCACUGAGGCCUACAGGCUGUGGGCUGUAGCAGCUGGCUAUGGACAGGCCUGCCAACUGUACAUAGACCUGUACCCAGCCUUGGUGAGGACGCUGCAGGCUGUUCACAGCACGCUGUCAGCACCAGAUUCUCUGUUGUCUCUGCAGCUGCACCGUCUCUCAGCUCUGCUUUCUCUGCUCACACAAGUCACACACACCGCUGGCUGCCAUCAGGAGCUCCAGUCCGGCAUGGUCAGAGCUCAAGGAGAGGAAUGUCCCCCUCCACCUCCUGUGUCCUGGGGUCAUGUUGCUGGUUUGCAGCCGCUCUUGUUGGGACAUUUGAAGGGUGCAGUCAAAUGCCUUGAUGAUCCAGUUCAGAAAGACAGCGUCCUGACUCUAAUACCUGCUUAUCUAGUCUAUCUACAAGCUUACUACCAUCAUCUCACCAGACAGACCUGCUUCAGGCCAGUGGAGACUCUACAGGACCUGGAGCUUCUGACGUCGGAGGUUCUCCUCCCUCUCAUGUGUCACAGCGUGGUGCAAGGCCAAAUAAAGAAUCUCAGGUCCUCCUCGGUUGUGUGUAAUGUUGAGUCAAGUCCUCUGAGUCCAGAGACUACGCCCAACCUUCCUGGUUUGGCUUGUCCAGGAUGGAGGGAUCGUCCAGGACUGGUAGUUCCCAGCUGUCCUUUUCCUCUCCUGACUGGACUGGGACUCCUGUUUGAAACCAUCACAGAGAUCCAUAAAGGUCUCAGUAGAAAGUUCGCAGCCCUCGUGCUGUCAGAGCCUGUGAUUAGUUACCUGCACAGCUGCAGCCACGCCUCACCCACACUGUCCCACAGCGGGUCUUGGCUCCUUCGCCAUGAACACCACGUCCUCUACCUGCUUCUCCGGCUGGCGCACAGACUGGUUCCAAUUGAGCCUGAAGUAGCCAAACAUGCCUCAUUGUACCACCAGGUGGCCCUGGUGCUUCUUCCCUGGUUACUUCCGGGCAGUGAAUACUUGGCACAUGAGCUGCUCUCCACUGUUAUCUUCAGCAAGGACUUUUUAUCGGAGGGACACAGCGGUGGACCAGAGGCUGUAGAACUUGGGGAACUGAAGCUUCACACCCAGCAUCAAACAUCACCGUCUCUUCAGACUGUUGGGGCCCUUCUGAGAGAAGCCUGCACCCAGCUGCCCUCCAUACGAGGCUGCUACCUCACUCACCUGGCCUACCUGGAACAGUCUGUGCUCGUAUCCCGAGACGUUUUCCUGGGGCGCAACCCAUGGAUCAAUUCCCAUCUCCUCCCAGAGCUCACCGGCCCCACACUGCCGUCCGACUGGCCUUUCAUCCCGCUGAUCAGCCUGUACGAGUGGACCGGGGUGUCUGAAGGUGGAGGGUUGGCGGUGGAGGAGCUGCCUCAUGGAUCUCUGCAGGGAGUGACCCAUUGUCUGCAAUGGUUGCUGUUGCUGGAGGUCUGGAGGGAAGAAGCUCUGAAGGUCAUCCUUCCUAUUGCCAAACUCGCCCGCCUGUCCUGUGUCUUCCUCUGUUCCAGUGAUCUGUUCCUGGAGAGACCUGUUCAGAGACUGACCUGGGCUCUGUUCCGAAUGCUCACCAGGGAGUCCAGAUUGGACUCUUUGGACCUGGAUGUGCCUCCUCCAGGUCUUGCCUCCUUCCAAGACCUGUACACAGCCCUUUUGGACCAGUAUGAAGCUGUGUCUUUUGGAGACAAGCUCUUUGGCUGUUGGGUUCUCUUGCCUCUGCAGAGGAGGUACAGCGCCUCCAUGAGGCUGGCUGUUUUCGGAGAACAUGUGGGAAUGCUGAGAUCCCUGGGUGUCACUCUGGAGCAUUUGUCCAUCUCCGUCGAGCGGUUCACCUUGCCGCCUGAAGACUCUCUCCCUCUUCUUCGUCUGUACUUUCGCGCUUUGGUGAUGGGAACCCUGAAGUUAUCCUGGUGUCCCAUCUUAUAUGUGGUUGCCUUGUCUCACAUCAACUCCUUCAUCUUCUCUCAGGAUGCUGCGGUGCAGGAGGUUGAAGCAGCUCGACUGAGUAUGCUGAGGAAAAUCUACUACCUGACUGAUGAGGUGUUGAGGAACCACUUGCUGCUUUUCCGUCUGCCCAGACAGCACCUACAGCUCGGCUUUGACAUGUAUGAACAGCUGCCCCCCAUCAGGGCGAAGCGUUUAGAGACGGUUCUUGGUCUGAAGGAUGACAAAGGAGACUGAGUGGACUAAAACUAGUGACAUAAGGGGAUUUUAAUACAGAAAAGCAUGCAAAGAAAAGACAGGACGAAACUGUAAGCAAGUGAAAUGGAAGAAAAGAAAUGCUAAGAGUUGGUAGGAGGGAAAGUUGGCAGUGGAAGAUGGUAUGAUGUACCUUCACCCAGGAAAUGGCACAGUCACAGAAAUCUUUCUGUGUCUUGUUCCAGCAGCCAAACAAGAGAGAAAUCAAAUCUGAGCUGGGCUCAGCCAGCUGUUCAAAUAAUUCACAGAACUCAAAAAAAAAAAAAAAGAAAUCCUUUUCAGCGACAGCCAAUAGUUAGACACAAAUGCUGAGAAAUGAAAUACAGAUGGGACAAGGCUGAAGUCCUGCAGUCCUCUUCUCUGUGUGACUUCAGCUUUUUGCCAAAGUGUUUCUUGUGCUUGAAAAACAACUGAGGACAGUUGUUGGCAUCUGAGAGGAAAAGACACAUCCUACUCUACAUGUGCCUGCAAUGUUAUUGUUAUCUGAGAAUAAAAUGUCACUCUAUGAUGA
Girardinichthys multiradiatus is the source of this 4927-nucleotide messenger RNA. RefSeq names its product RNA polymerase II associated protein 1 (gene rpap1). The record is from RefSeq and is a predicted model, not a curated record. NCBI's taxonomy places the organism in Eukaryota, Metazoa, Chordata, Actinopteri, Cyprinodontiformes, Goodeidae. Gene Ontology annotation, biological process: transcription by RNA polymerase II. Bases 193 to 4398 code for a protein of 1401 amino acids. The transcript has 27 exons. Gene Ontology annotation, cellular component: nucleus.